Molecule: messenger RNA, 882 nt
Organism: Andrographis paniculata
Lineage: Eukaryota; Viridiplantae; Streptophyta; Magnoliopsida; Lamiales; Acanthaceae
Product: protein N-terminal glutamine amidohydrolase
Exons: 6
Coding region: 44-736 (230 amino acids)
Cellular component (GO): cytosol; nucleus
Molecular function (GO): protein-N-terminal glutamine amidohydrolase activity; protein-N-terminal asparagine amidohydrolase activity
Source: RefSeq, a predicted model, not a curated record
GGGACGCCUCUGCGCGGAGGGGGAGAAAUUGAAAUCGGGGAAAAUGUCGACUUUGGAUUUGGCUGCAGCUUCGUCCUUGUCGUCGGAUGUUGAGCCACGGGGAGGUUUUCGUUUUCAGCACACGCCUUAUUACUGCGAGGAGAAUGUGUACUUGCUAUGCAAGAAGCUAGCAGAGGACGGUAUAGCGAAGUCGGAUGCUUCUGAUCUUUAUGUAGUGUUCAUUUCCAAUGAGAAAAAGCAGAUUCCAUUAUGGUAUCAGAAGGCAAGCCAUCGAGCUGACGGGGUAAUCCUAUGGGACUAUCAUGUUAUUUGUGUGCAAAAAAGAAAAGAAAGCAACUUGCCUCAUCUAGUGUGGGAUUUAGAUUCAAGUCUUCCAUUUCCAUCUCCAUUAUCGAAAUAUGUAGCAGAAACUUUCCGGCCCUCAUUUCAGCUAUUUUCAGAGUUUCAGAGGGUUUUCCGGAUUGUUCAUGCGCCAAUCUUCCUACCAGCUUUUGCAUCCGACAGACGACAUAUGAAAGAUUCAGCUGGAGAUUGGGUUUCUCCACCACCACCAUAUGAUGCAAUUGUUGCUCAAGAUGGGACUGUUCAUAACUUGAACGAAUACUUAGAAAUGUCCUCUGUCGAUGUUCUAAAAAGCGUUGGAGCCGAUGCCGUAGAUGCUGUUUCGUCCCAAAAACUAGGUGUGCUGCUGAAUGACAGCCAAUUAGAGGAACUGUUUUCUCAGGUUUCCUCGUAAUUGUCUAUUUAUAACAACAUUUUAUGCAGAAAACUGCAAAGGAUAUUUGCAUAGGACAGUGUGUUAUUUCUUCUGUUUUUUUUUUUUUUUUUUCUUUUUUCUAUUCAAAUAGUGAAUCUAUUACUACAUACAGUCUUUGAUGUUCA